CCGCUAGCCAAUCAGACAUUAGAAGUCAGCCAUACAAUUUCUGCUUCCAGCUGAUUCAGUCGCCAUUUUUGUUGCGAACGUAAACACUGCUGAGCCGUACUGACUUCUCCGGUUGACUCGGACGAUUGUUCCCUUCACCUGCUGCGGCGUGGAAGGUGGAUUACCUUGACUUGAACCGGCGUGUCAGUGGGAAAUGGGGGUACAGCGUGGAUUUCCUCACCGGGAGGGAGCGUGGGUUUAAAUUUGAAAUGGACCAAGACUACGAGAGACGUCUUUUAAGGCAAAUCCACCUUCAGAACUUGCCCGCUGAAGCGCGACUGAACAGGUGUGAAAGUGUUACCUGCAGUCCGGUCAGUGUGAAAUCCGGGGACCGUUUCAUCCCAACCCGUGCGGGAAGCAACUGGAGCAUCAACUUCCACUAUGCCAACGAGAACUGUCAGUCUCCCAGCCAGAACCAUAAAGCCAAGGAUGCCACGUCAGAUUCCGGGAAAGAUACGGUGGCGUAUGCCGCCCUAUUGAGGAACGAGUUACUGGGUGCGGGCAUAGAGUCCGUGUCAGAUCUUCACGCAGAUGACAGGCGGCGUGCCGUCUCCGCUCGUGACUCUCACGGCUUAUUUAGGUACACCGUCCACACUAAGAGAGUGCCUUUCGACAACGAUAACGAAGUCUCACCUUACUCUCUUUCCCCGCUCACGAACAAGAGUCACAAGCUGCUACGCUCGCCUCGUAAACCGGCACGGAAGAUCUCCAAGAUCCCAUUCAAGGUGUUGGACGCCCCGGAGCUACAGGAUGACUUCUACCUCAAUCUGGUUGACUGGUCGGCAGGAAACCUGCUGAGUGUCGGACUGGGAGCCUGCGUCUAUCUGUGGAGCGCCUGUACCAGCCAGGUGACAAGGUUGUGCGAUCUUUCAGUGGACGGUGAUUCUGUGACGUCGGUUUGCUGGAAUGAGAGGGGAAGUCUGGUCGCUGUAGGAACCCACAAAGGUUACGUCCAGAUCUGGGAUGCGGCGGGCGGGCGAAAGCUUACCAGUUUAGACGGACACUCGGCUCGUGUGGGUGCCUUGGCGUGGAAUGGGGAGCAGCUAUCUUCAGGAAGUCGAGAUAGAGUAAUCCUCCAACGGGACGUCAGAACCCCACCGUCUGCCGAGAGACGACUGCAGGGUCACAGACAGGAAGUGUGUGGUCUGAAAUGGUCCCCCGACCACCAGCAUCUUGCCUCUGGGGGAAAUGACAAUAAGUUACUGGUGUGGAACAGCUCCAGUCUGAUCCCCGUGCAGCAGUAUAGCGACCACUUGGCCGCGGUGAAGGCGAUCGCGUGGUCGCCUCACCAGCAUGGGCUGCUGGCGUCGGGUGGCGGCACCGCUGAUCGCUGUCUGCGCUUCUGGAACACGUUGACGGGUCAGGCGCUACAGAGCACAGACACAGGCUCCCAGGUGUGCAACCUGGCGUGGUCCAAGCACGCUAAUGAACUGGUGAGCACUCACGGCUACUCUCAGAACCAGAUCCUGGUGUGGAAGUACCCGUCGCUGACACAGGUGGCCAAAUUGACGGGUCACUCGUACAGAGUGCUCUACCUGGCCGUGUCACCUGAUGGUGAGGCCAUCGUCACCGGCGCCGGGGAUGAGACCCUUCGCUUUUGGAACGUCUUCAGUAAAACACGUUGCACCAAGGAGUCCAAGUCUGUGCUGAACCUUUUCACAAGAAUCCGAUGAGCUGCAGCAACACAUGACACUUUUUUUCUGUUGUUUUUUUUUUUUUCUAAACCGACGAUAUGCACUACAUGUUUUUCCUUCCCACUCAUCAGUGAUGUCACCUUCGUGGACAAAAAAAAAAAAAAACAAGUCAGCUUUGUAAUCAUCAUGUUCUUUUCUGUUGUCAUUAUCAGAAAUAUAAAUGUUCAACAAUGCUAUCAUGUUAUGACCUCACAUUUUGGAAAAGACUGCAACAGAGAGAGAAAUGUCUGACUUGAACAUGUGUCUUUUUUGUUGUUUGUCACAAGUGUGAGUAUUUUGACAGUAGACAAAAACAACAAUUAAUUUGCAUUUAUUUUUUGACCCCUCAUGUGAGGAAAUUUUGCAGACAAUAUUUAAUUCCAAUACAUAUACAGUAAGUCCACACUUCCUGAUAUUGGUAAAAAAAAUUCCCUAUGUUUUUUGUGCUUGGAGAAAAAAUGCAGUCUAGUAAUCAGAGUGUCCAGACCCCUGCAGGCCUCUGCAAAGCAGAGAAAAGUCCUUCACAAUUUCCUUAACGCGCCUCUUGUUGCUUUGCUCCCUGGGACAAAGAGAAAAGAAAAAAAUAUACAUAUACUUUAUAAAUAAAAUCUUCAGUCCAAAGCAAAAAAAAUAAAAAAUACAUUAAAUAUGAGUACUGUAAUUUUUCAAGGCACACAGAUUAUUGUGUUCUAUGACUACAUAAACAUGGAACCUACCAACAGAAAGAUUAGACUCCUGUGUUUGAUCAGGAAAAAAUAUGUUUCUACAUUUUUCUGUCCUUUAGUAAUCGUCAGUCAAGUUUCAGGGAAAUAUCAGUUCCCAACAAAAAUGUAGAAAAAAUGCUUUUUGUGAAAAUAUUUUUUGACACUUUUUUUGCUAUUGUGACAGCUCAACAUAACACAAAAAGUGUUGUUUUACACCCAAAUAAUUUAUUGACAAAAAAAACACCAUGAACUAUUUACAAUUUUCACAUUUGGAAUUAAUCCAUGGGUCCACAUACAUUAAAACCUCCCUACAAUACAUAAUAAAUACUUCCUCCUUGCUGUCCAGCUUGUAAACACAUGCUAAAGAUCCAUGGCAAGGUGGCUUAUUCCGUUUUUCUUGCUGAUUUUCUUACCUGAGAAGCUGCUGCGCGAAGGUGUGUUUUUGCUCUGGACUGACGUGCGCUGAAGGGAAUCCUGGUAACUGGAGACAUUCUUUGAGCCAUCGGGAAAGCAGAGCAGGACAGUGUCGACUCAGACUCAGCAGCACCUCAGAGAAAUACUCUGUCAGACUGCGAGGAGAUCCGCCACCGACUGCCUAAGACUCACAAAAACAGCCACAUUAAAAAUGAUGACAGUGGAUUUCCGUGGAUUUUUUUUUUUUGUAGGGAAACCCACCCAUUAUGAAUGGCACAGACUCAAAUGUUUUUAUGAAUGAAACAGUCAGGGAGUGACAGAUCACACGUUGGCCUAGCCAGUCAAUGAGUUUGUCAGUCUGAAGGGAAGGCAUCAGCUUGAGUGGCCUUUUACCGCUUCGUCAAAUAAUUCAAUUAAUUCAAUUAAUUCAGAAUUAGUAAGAUUUAAAUUCAGAUAUACCACUAAUAACUAUUUUUUUCAAAUAGUUGAGCAUGUAUAGCCUCAAGAGGGAACCAGAGCCUACAUGGAGGCUGAUAUCAUUGCAGCAGCCCGCUCCAAAAGAAACAGGGCUCAAAGUUCAUGAAAAUGACAGUUGUUGGUCUACGAUAACACAAUGAUAAAACCAACUCCUUCCAUCAACAUCAUUUUUUAUCAAAUAGUUGAGCAUGUAUAGCCUCAAGAGGGAGCCAGAGCCCAGAGGGAGGCUGAUAUCAUUGCAGCAGCCCGCUCCAUAAGAAACAGGGCUCAAAGUUUCAGAAAAUGACAGU
Messenger RNA from Doryrhamphus excisus (bluestripe pipefish), 3597 nucleotides. RefSeq names its product fizzy/cell division cycle 20 related 1b (gene fzr1b). The record is from RefSeq and is a predicted model, not a curated record. Gene Ontology annotation, biological process: positive regulation of anaphase-promoting complex-dependent catabolic process; positive regulation of ubiquitin protein ligase activity; anaphase-promoting complex-dependent catabolic process. Gene Ontology annotation, molecular function: anaphase-promoting complex binding; protein binding; ubiquitin ligase activator activity. NCBI's taxonomy places the organism in Eukaryota, Metazoa, Chordata, Actinopteri, Syngnathiformes, Syngnathidae. Gene Ontology annotation, cellular component: anaphase-promoting complex.